Molecule: messenger RNA, 2595 nt
Organism: Phlebotomus argentipes
Lineage: Eukaryota; Metazoa; Arthropoda; Insecta; Diptera; Psychodidae
Gene: Ada3
Product: transcriptional adapter 3-B
Exons: 3
Coding region: 155-1465 (436 amino acids)
Biological process (GO): regulation of transcription by RNA polymerase II
Cellular component (GO): SAGA complex
Molecular function (GO): transcription coactivator activity
Source: RefSeq, a predicted model, not a curated record
CUCACAAUGUGAAUGUUUAUAUGGUUUGACAGCGCGUUGUUGAGUGGAAAUUUUGUGUUUUUAUUGUCAAAUUAUCUAUUUUCCUUUUAUAAAAAACACUCCAACUGAACACACAAAUCCAUCUUCCCCCACAACAAGUCCCUGUGGAAGAGAAAUGCUAGGGAAAAACGGAGCGUCUACAUCGAAAGGGCGAACUCUAUGUGGAAAGUCAAUUUCUGUUCCAUCCCCGGAAUCCGGAUGUUUAUUGCCCCAUCUCAAGACACAGGACAACAGCAAGAUACUGCCGAAACUGCACGCAGCUUUAGCGCGACCGCAAGACUCAUAUCUGCCCACUGAGGAUCUGGACAGUGUGCAACUGGAGUUGGAGAAUCUCCUGUCCACUGUCGCCCUGCGCUAUCGUCACCUGAAGGCUGAGUACGAGACGCUGGAUAAGGCGGAGGAGCGCAAGAAGGGCAAGUUCAUGGACAAGGCACCGGCGUCACCGGGUAAGCGCAAGAAGUUCGACGACAAGUCCAAACGCGAUGGCCAGGCGAAGAUGUUUGGCGGCCAGACGAAGAUGAUCUCGAAGCUGAAGCCACAGAACUCACCGGCGCCAUCCCAGCACACGGACGACAGCAUGGAUGGCAUGUCGUACCAGAAGGACAAUCCAAAGCUCACGUUGCCGCGCAACGACACACCCAACAAGUUCUGGCUCUCCGUGGAGCCGUACUGCAUGCCGCUCACGCACGAGGACAUCCGGCUGCUGGACGAUCUCAUCGAAGAGUACUCAGACAACCUCAUCCCGCCCAUCCCGGAGCUCGGGCCGCACUUCACGGAGCAGUGGUCAAUCGACGACCUCAAGGAUGAGCACUUCAACAAGAACAAGUCCAGACUCGCGCCCGGAAUCGUGCGAAAGAACGAGAGGCCCAUGGGCGACAAUGUCACGGGGCCGCUGACUCAAAGGCUCGUGUCUGCGCUCAUGGAGGAGAAUCUCAUACCGGACAAUGUGACUACGAGCGCGGAGAACAGCAACAGUGGUUCUGACAACACAUCCUCGGACUUUGCCAGCAAUCGUAGCUCUUUGCCGCCACUGAAGAAUGGCAUCUGCAUCGAGAGGCGCGUACGGAAGGAGUUAAUUGAGCAGGGAAUUCUCGAUCCGGACGACUUUUCGCGCGACGACGAGAUUCUGUCUGAGAUAAAGCGAGUGCGCACGGAAUUGUCUGCCAUUGCGGAGUACAACAGUAAUGAGCUGAAGAAGUUGUACACUCUGGCCAAAGAUGAGAUGCGACGUCUGGAGCUGAAGAGGAAGCUGGACUCUGUGGACCAAGAGAUAAUUGAAACGUACAAAAAGGUCGUUGCGGCGAAACAGAAGCGCCGAGAACUCACAAAGCAGGAGCGUGAUGAAAUCUUUCGUCUGACGGAGGAGCAGAAGAAGCUGUCUGACCAAUUGGAGGCGAUGUUGGCGCCAAGAUUGAAUGCCAAUUGACAAUGAUUGGCGCGCGCGGCGAAGAAAACCAUUUGAAUUUUUAUUACAAACUACUCAACCUCAAUAAUAAUAAUAAGCUCUGCAAAUGCAUAUCUUUUUGCCUUUAACUUUCAAAUGAUCAUCUCUCUCUGUAAUCGAAGAUGGUCUUUCUCAAUGUGUGCGCGCGCGAAGACGUCUUUUUCGCUUUAUUCAAUCACCAUUAAUAAAUUGACAAGGUUCCAAACGAACGAGACGCACCUUUGCAAGACCCACAAAGAGACGAAAAAUUAGCAUAAUUAUGUGAAGUUGAAGUUGCAUUAGAUAAUAUCUUCUGUAUAAAAUGUACCGACGCAUCGCGCAUUUCGCUCAGUUCUCAGUUUUGGACUUUAGUGCGUAGAUCACAGAAUAUGGUAAUAAUUUUAUAGUGGCAAUUAUUAGGAAGAACAUUAGAAAAUUGUGUGUUUCUAUUGUGGAGGCUUUCUCAUCGUUGACUACUUGAGGAGGAAAAUACUAUAUAAUUAUAUGUGUAAAUACACAAAGAAGACAGAAUAAAAAACAGAAAUUAUUCAUUACUUAUCAAAAUAUUGUAAAAUAUUACUUGGAGAAAUUGUGAGAAGGAUUUUUGUCGAGUGCUGCAACAAGUGCAUUUUCCCUUUUUUCUGUGCUCUUUUACACUAAUUAAAGAUUCCUAAUUUCUUCAGUCGUAAAUCCUAUAAAAUUUUACUUCAAAUUGCAUCUUUUUGAGUGUGUUCUGUCGUUUUUUUUUAUACAGGAAAAUCUCCCACAAAAACAUUAAAAUCAUAAAACUAUGAAAUACUUUGGAUAUUUUUAAUUCUGCAUUCUUUCACAAUUAUGAAAGUCGCUUUUAGGAUCUACAAGGUUCUAUUUAGUAUCAAAUUUUAGUAGUUUUCUCUUAUAACAGUGAGAUUUUUCAGUGGAAGCAAGCAUUUUUCAGAACUCCGUUCACUAAUAUUCAUAUUUUAUCUUCUCGAUUUCCUCAAUAAAUCCCAAACAUAGAUUUUUAUUCAAAGGAUGACGACUCUCUCGUGUUUUUUUUGUGCGAAUUCUCCUCGAGAUCAUUUAAUACCCAUUAUUAUGAUAUCGAUGAUAUUUUUCAAUUUGCAUUUGUGCUAAAAGACAGAAGCGGUUGU